Messenger RNA from Ananas comosus (pineapple), 998 nucleotides. RefSeq names its product putative protein phosphatase 2C-like protein 44. The record is from RefSeq and is a predicted model, not a curated record. Lineage: Eukaryota; Viridiplantae; Streptophyta; Magnoliopsida; Poales; Bromeliaceae. Gene Ontology annotation, molecular function: protein serine/threonine phosphatase activity. The coding region runs from base 109 to 897 and encodes 262 amino acids. Gene Ontology annotation, biological process: protein dephosphorylation. Gene Ontology annotation, cellular component: nucleus; cytosol. The transcript has 5 exons.
CAUAUCGCCUUUGUUAAGUGGUUUUAUCGUUUUUUCCCCCUUCCUCCUCUCCACUCUCUGCUAUUAUUAUAAAUAACAAAAUGCUGGAUUAAUCGGGGAUCACAAAAAAUGGCUUUAGGCGUUCUUCUAAAAAAAAUUAAGGUGAGAAGGUUUGCUACAAGGGGUAUAAAGGACAAGGAGCCAUUGAAGAACAAUAGAUGGAUAGGAAUCUCUCAUGGGUUUUAUUCAGUCGAGAGGGAUGGUAACUCCGAAGGCUCCGUGCUCGCGCAAAGGGAACAAAUAGAAGGCUUAGAGUUAUGGUUGUUUGGAGCCUUUGAUCAGCAAAUAGGCGGUGGGAUCACAAAAUAUCUGCAAUCUCAUCUCUUUCAGAAGAAUCUUAAUGAGAUCCAGAUAAGAAGAAAAGCCAAAGAAAUCAUGAGGAAGGCCUAUAUCAAUUCCAGGGCAAAUGUGCACAAAGGAGAGGGUGCAAAUGAAGUUGCAGGGUCCACAACUUUGCUUGUUAUGAAUGGUAAGAAAUUUAUAGCAGCAGAUUUUGGCGGAUACAAAGUUGUGGUCUGUAAGGACGGUGCGGCGACGCAGAUUGGUCGAAGAAACAAAAAGAAGAAAGGAAGAUCUUUUAUAUCAGGUUUGCUGCAAUUGAAGUGCGUCACAAAUAGCGAAGAAUACAAGCUCGGGAAGAAGUCGAGGCUUGCUAUCACUGUACAGGACGUAGAAUCCGAUACCAACUUCAUUAUACUAGCUAGUGAUGGUGUAUGGGAGGUUAUGAGAUACCAGGAAGCUGUGGACUUGAUAGGCCACAUUGAUGAUGCUCAAAAGGCGGCGGAGUGCUUGGCGGGGGAGGCUCUCACUAGAAUGAGUAAAGCUACCAUCUCCUGCAUUGUCAUCCGUUUUCACUAACGAAUAAAGUUUUUCUUCGUUAUUAUACUUGCACCCUUAUGAUAGCAUAUUGCUUGUAAAGAAUAUUUACCUGCGUAAAGAGCCUUACGUAUUUAACUUUA